CUCCAUUCUAACAACUUAAUGUUUUAAUGUUUUCAGACCCAAUGGAAGUGAAAGCAAAGACAAGAACUGAAGUGAAAGAUUGGAUAAAAACACACCUGCAGAUUGAUCAUAGUUCACACCUGCAGUGAAGCCCCUCCUACAACAAUUAACCAAUAACUACUGGGAAUAUUCCCAUCAUCCUACAAGAGAAGGACAAAUUCCAGGAGUAGCAGCUGAAAUCUGUGUGACUGUUAAAGAUGGAGUUUAUGAACGAGGAGACUGAAGACAUGAGUGAUCCAGAACCAUCCAGAAUAAAACAUGAAGAUACUGAGGAACAAAUAGACCAGGUGAGAGUGAAAGAGCAAAGACAAGAACUGAAUGAAGUGGAGGAGGAACAUCAUAAUUUUACAAUUCAAAGAACAAAAGCCAAAAAGGCACACACCUGCACUCAGUGUGGAAAGAGUUUCAGUCAAAAAGGAAACCUUAAGACACACAUGAGAAUUCACACUGGAGAGAAACCGUAUACAUGCACUCAGUGUGGAAAGAGUUUUACUCAAGCAUCCACUCUCAAUUAUCAUCAGCACAUUCACACUGGAGAAAAAUUAUUUAACUGUGAUCAGUGUGGUCAAGGUUUUAUUUCAUCAUCAAAUCUAAAAUCGCACCUGAAACUUCAUUCAGAUGAGAAGCCUUAUGUGUGUUCUCUCUGUGGAAAAAGUUUUUCAAGGCUGGGCAACUUAAAACAGCACCAGGAAACACACAAUGAAGUGAAAGAGCAUGUGUGCAUUGACUGUGGGAAGAGCUUUACUAGAUCUGGUGAACUGAAACAGCACCAAAUAAUUCAUACUGGAGAAAAACCUUACAAGUGCUCAUAUUGUGAGAAGAGUUUCAAUCAGUCUGGACCCCUCAAAUCACACGAGCGAGUUCACACUGGAGAGAAGCCGUACUACUGUACUCAGUGUGAGAAGAGUUUCACUUCUGUAUCCACUCUCAAUUAUCAUCUGCGUAUUCACUCUGGAGAAAAGCCAUUUAAAUGUGAUCAGUGUGAUAAAGGUUUUAUUUUAAUAUCAAAUCUAAAAUCACACCUGAAACUUCAUUCAGAUGAGAAGCCUUAUGUGUGUUCUCUCUGUGGAAAGUGUUUUUCAAAGCUGUUCUGUUUUAAACAGCACCAGAAAACACACAAUGAAGUGAAAGAGCAUGUGUGCUUUGACUGUGGGAAGAGCUUUACUACAUCUAAAUAUCUGAAACAGCACCAACAAAUUCAUACUGGAGAAAAACCUUACAAAUGCUCAUAUUGUGACAAGAGUUUCAAUCAGGCUGGAAACCUGAAAUCACACGAGCGAGUUCACACUGGAGAGAAGCCGUACGGCUGUCCUCAGUGUGAGAAGAGUUUCACCCAUUCGAGUACUCUAAUGAAUCAUAUUAGUAAGCAUUGUUCUGUGUCACAGUAAGCAAAUGUUUGUUAGAUUCACAUAAAGUAAAUGUGUUGUUAGUCAACUAUUAAACUAGUGUUGCUGUGAAAUGCCACAAGAUUUGUGUUUUCUAUGUUAGAGAACAAGAAAAAAAAAUGCUUACUCAAAGA
Molecule: messenger RNA, 1558 nt
Organism: Pimephales promelas (fathead minnow)
Lineage: Eukaryota; Metazoa; Chordata; Actinopteri; Cypriniformes; Leuciscidae
Biological process (GO): regulation of transcription by RNA polymerase II
Cellular component (GO): chromatin; PcG protein complex; transcription regulator complex
Molecular function (GO): RNA polymerase II cis-regulatory region sequence-specific DNA binding; DNA-binding transcription factor activity, RNA polymerase II-specific
Source: RefSeq, a predicted model, not a curated record